Molecule: messenger RNA, 937 nt
Organism: Syngnathus typhle (broad-nosed pipefish)
Lineage: Eukaryota; Metazoa; Chordata; Actinopteri; Syngnathiformes; Syngnathidae
Gene: eif3f
Product: eukaryotic translation initiation factor 3, subunit F
Exons: 7
Coding region: 47-868 (273 amino acids)
Biological process (GO): translational initiation
Cellular component (GO): eukaryotic translation initiation factor 3 complex, eIF3m
Molecular function (GO): translation initiation factor binding; metallopeptidase activity; translation initiation factor activity
Source: RefSeq, a predicted model, not a curated record
GAAGUAUGGGACGAAGAAGUUCUCCCUUUCUUUUUCUCCUCCCAAAAUGUCGGUGUUCGGACCGGUUGUGAAGGUUCAUCCCGUCGUUAUCGCCUCCAUUUGUGACUCGUACGAGCGACGAAAUGAGGGAGCGAGUCGCGUGAUUGGUACUUUAUUAGGUACCAUUGACAAGCACUCGAUAGAGGUGACCAACUGCUUCUCUGUGCCCCACAAUGAGUCUGAAGACGAGGUCGCCGUGGACAUGGAGUUUGCCAAGAGUAUGUACGAACUUCACAAGCGGGUGUCGCCCACUGAGGUCAUCAUCGGCUGGUAUGCCACGGGCUUCGACAUCACUGAGCACUCUGUGCUCAUCCACGAGUAUUACAGCCGCGAGGCCACCAACCCCAUCCACCUGACAGCUGACACAGCUCUGCAGAGCAGCAAGAUGAACAUCCGCGCUUACGUCAGUGCGCAAAUGGGUGUGCCAGGGAAGACGGUUGGUGUGAUGUUUACUCCACUCACAGUCAAAUACGUGUACUACGACACGGAGAGGAUAGGCGUGGACCUUCUGCAGAGGACACGUCUCAUUACCGGUCGCACCAAGGGACUGACGUCCGAUCUCUCCCAGGUGGUUGGCUCGGCCGCCCGCGUCCAGGACAUGCUGACCACCGUGCUGGCGUACAUCGAGGAUGUGCUGUCGGGCAAGGUGACAGCGGACAACAGCGUGGGCCGCUUCUUGAUGGACCUGGUCAACAAGGUGCCCACCAUCUCGGCAGAGGACUUUGAGAAUAUGAUCAACUCCAACAUCAACGACCUUCUGAUGGUGACCUACCUGUCCAACCUCACCCAAGCACAGAUUGCCCUUAAUGAGAAGCUGGUGCUGCUCUGAGGCACUAUUUAAGUUUUGUGUACAAGUUUUCCUUUUCUCAAAUGAAUUAAAGCAAAAUUUGCCCCCGAA